This is a messenger RNA of Podospora pseudocomata, 1419 nucleotides long. RefSeq lists its product as uncharacterized. The record is from RefSeq and is a predicted model, not a curated record. The coding region runs from base 166 to 1092 and encodes 308 amino acids. NCBI's taxonomy places the organism in Eukaryota, Fungi, Ascomycota, Sordariomycetes, Sordariales, Podosporaceae. The transcript has 2 exons.
CAAAAGUCUGGGGAAGCUUUCAGCGGCGACAUCCGCCUUUGACGGGUUCAGGCCGUCUUGCAAUCGACUGUGUGCCCUUCGCCAAUAUCGAAAGAGACUGCGCAAAAUGUCCCUGCGAUAGUUGGCAUUGGGUCAUUGACGAUACAAAGCUACAGAUUUACAGCCAUGAUACUGCGACCGUGGCUUCGACUGCCACUGCUGGCUUUGACAGCUUCCUUUUUCGGCCAUGUUGCCAUUGCUUCCAGCGCAAGCCACCACGAACUCUCGCUGCCAUCUUACCACUAUGGCGCUCCCAUUCGGGUUGAGUGUAUGAAUCGCAGCUCAGAAACGGGCGAACACGUAUCCCUCCCCGACUCCCCAACCCACGAAAUCCAAUGGAUCCCUUUCCCGAUCUGCAACGAGACGUCCUCACCGCUAGAAUUCCGGUACGGAAUCGAAGAAGAAAAAAAUUGCACAAUCCCCAUGAUUUCUGACCCCUUCUUCCAUCUCCUCGAGUUUUACGUGCACGCCGAUGCACCCCUCGCCUGCCGACUGCCCGCCCGGCCCCCGCCGCAUAUCGAAGUCGUAGGCCAGCGACAGCCCGAGCAAGAAUACAUCCCUCUGGUUUUUGCGCUCGCGGGGACGCUGCAGCUGAGCCACAUGCACAUAUCUACCCACAUGAAUGUUUUGCUGCACAGCACACCCAAGCAACAUGUCCAUCCGCACGACAGCGGUGUUCUGGAUUCUGCAACAGCAUACUCGACGAGCCCCUUGACACAUAUGGAAGGCGGGGACACUGUGAGACUGGUCAUUGGAGACCCGCUGCCUUUCAAGUUCAGCGUCAGGUGGUUCCCUACUCCUGCCCUGCCAAAAACUGAGGGAAGAGUCGAGUGGCAGGGGAUGGGAGGGCAUAUAUAUGCUUCCACAGUGUUUUAUUCACUGUUGUCCUUCGGGGCCGGAGUUGUCGUGGCAGGUGCGUACUUCUUUGGAGUCAUAAUGCCAAAGCGGUUGAAGGGGAGAACGCUGGGAGGCGCGACACCGUUAGGAUACGGCGUUGGAGUCGGGAAUGGAUGGGGUUACUCUGGUGCAGGUCAGAAGAGAGCUAUUGACUGAGAGGUUGUUUGGAAUUGACUGUGUAUCACCAGACGGGAAUUGGAGUGGACGGUGGGAGUUGGGCGCUUGGGGGUUCAUGACAUUACAAUGUUAUUUAUAUAAAUGCAACGGUGGGACUGUGGAAAACGUGUUUUCCAGCUACUCUAUCUCAUUGUUUAUAUUUCUGCUGCAUCAGAGGUAGCUACAUACGGAUGUGAGAGAACACUCGUAUUUAUAUCUUACAUCUAUCUACCUUAGGUACCUUAUGCUAGGCAUCAUUUGCAUAUAUUUGGAGCGUUUGCAAAGCUUGGAAGUUGCUCACAAAAAAUUGAUCCAUAUGCAGCCCAC